Molecule: messenger RNA, 1045 nt
Organism: Melampsora larici-populina 98AG31
Lineage: Eukaryota; Fungi; Basidiomycota; Pucciniomycetes; Pucciniales; Melampsoraceae
Exons: 1
Source: RefSeq, a predicted model, not a curated record
CUAGUUUAUUAUCUAUCAAUUCAUCCAUCAGAUCAGUCACUUCAAACUUUUUGGGUCCUACUUCAUUUCAAUCGGCUACUCCUAAAUCUAAAUCAGACACUUGGUCAUCAUCUGUCAAAUCUCAAUCAUUUCAUCAACCGAUCCGAACCGAUCCGGUUCUCGAAACUCUCAGACCUGAAGAAUCACCAUACCGUACCUCUCCCUUGAUCCGAUCCCAAACCUCAGUACCAACUAAAUCUUCCGACCUCGGUUCCCAACCUUCGAGUUCUACCAGUUCUUUAUCGUCUCAUCAAACCUCUCUACCUUGUCCUCCUAGAAGAUCAUCUAGAUCAGUUAACCCUGAGUCCUUCAAACCUAGACCGUUACUAAGUCAUUUGAUCAUCAAGAAACCUAGCACAACCGUCGGCUCGUCUAAAACGGAUUUCGAACGGAAUGGAAUGUUAAGUGGUCCUUUGGUGGCUCCUCCUACAGCUGCUUUACCUCCGAUUCCAGACGAAGGUACUGAAAAGGGUUCAGAAGAAACCGUUCAUGGGUCUUGAUCUUGGAUUCAUACUCUUGGUGUUUUUUUUUGUUGGAUUAUUACUUUCUCUCUUCAUUCAUUUAGUUCUCUUUUUAUAUUUUUUCUUUUUUUUUCUCAAUCAAAAACUCUCGCUCUCUUUCUCUCUUCCUUUCCCUCUUAUUUGUUCAAGUCUUCUCUUUCGAUCAUCUUUCUUUGCAUGAUUUGUUUUUCUUAAAUUUCGUUAGGUUUUCAUCAACUCAUUCUUUCUUGACAACCAAAUGUCAAUUCUUCUUGACAUUCUGUUUGUUUUCUCUUCUUUAUCAAUCAUUUUUAUCAAUUCUGAUCACCUCAUUUUUUUUCUUUACAAGUCAAACUCAAUUCUUCUUGAAAUUACCUGUGUGUGUGUGUGGUUCUCUUUUUUUUAUACCUAUCAUUUUUUCAUCAACCUCAUUCUUUUUUACAACCGAAAGUCAAUUCUUCUUGACAUUCUCUAUAUAUGUGUUCCUUCAUUCCAUUUUUUUUACAUCAAGCUCAUUCUUUUCACAC